This is a messenger RNA of Ilex paraguariensis (yerba mate), 801 nucleotides long. Lineage: Eukaryota; Viridiplantae; Streptophyta; Magnoliopsida; Aquifoliales; Aquifoliaceae. The record is from the annotation of a GenBank genome assembly.
AUGGAGUCCAUCAACAUAAUCAAAGGCUACAACAAAGUAAACCCCUCCGAAGAUCAAAUUCAAAUCUCUCACCACCCCCCAAAAGCGUCGCACCGCCGUAGCCAUCUCUCUCAUCAUCCUAUUAACCGUCAUUAUCGGUGCAAUGGCCGGUGUUUUAAUCCACAAAACCAUCACCGAACCACCAGAGAAAGCAUUAUCAUCGUUAUCGUCAUCGUCAUCACUUUCUGCCAACUCGGCCGACUCACUCAAAACCAUCUGUUACGUGACUCAAUACCCAAACUCAUGCUUGACCUCCGUGUCAUCCCUGAUCGCCACAGGGGUGGCUCAACAAGAUUUGAGGGCCGGCCCUGGAUCACCACAAACCCCACAUUCAAAACCGACCCGGAGUUUGUUUUCAACCUAUCUAUCCAAGUCGCCGUCAAAGAACUCACUAACCUCACUUCGCUGCCCAAAACUCUCCUCUCCAAAUCCAACGACCCUUCAACUGAGUCAGCGUUGAAGGACUGCAUGAGUUUGUUUGAUGAUGCACUGAGUCAACUCAACAAGUCGGUGGCGUUAAUGGACGUGAACCCAGUUGAGUGGGUCUUGACAGAGGCAAAGAUUGGUGACCUGAACACGUGGAUAAGCAGUGCGAUGAGUGAUGAAGAGACGUGCUUGGAUGGGUUGGAGGAGAUGGGAUCCACGAUGGUUGAUGAGGUGAGGACGAAGGUGCAGACAUCGAAGGAAUACAUGAGCAACAGCUUAGCCAUUCUCGUUAAUAUUCAAAGUCUUCUAGACAAGUUUGAUCUCAGGCUGCACUGA